Messenger RNA from Anopheles arabiensis, 9671 nucleotides. It is a transcript of the gene Lrrk, whose product is annotated as leucine-rich repeat serine/threonine-protein kinase 1. Gene Ontology annotation, biological process: protein phosphorylation. Gene Ontology annotation, molecular function: ATP binding; protein kinase activity; protein binding. The record is from RefSeq and is a predicted model, not a curated record. The transcript has 10 exons. The coding region runs from base 792 to 9191 and encodes 2799 amino acids. Lineage: Eukaryota; Metazoa; Arthropoda; Insecta; Diptera; Culicidae.
UUUUAUUCGCAGUUUUGAUUGCAAACAAUACGAACCCUCCUUCGCACCGACUGUUGCGACUGGAGUGGAAAUCCGCGGCGAACGAAUCGCUCGCCCACUUCAUUGUGAAAAAAAAUAAAGUAAAAAAAAAACAAGCAUUAAAGAAAAGCCCGAACGGGGUGGCGCGCAAGUGGGUGAAAACCCGGACGUUGAAAAUUUACUCGCACUCGUGGGUGUAUGUGUGCUUUUGUGUGGUUGUGUGUGCAGUCUUGUAUUACGUAGCGAGCGGUCACGGGCACGGGUUCGAAUCCGGCCACCGACGGCCGUGUGAAGCGCAACGGACGCAGUUUAAUCGACUGGCUUCUUUGUGCUUGUGUGUGUGUGUAGUGUGUGUAGUGUGUGAGUGGUGGGGCCACCAGUUCGCCCCUUCGGCGCACCAUCGGCGACCAUCCAUCCAGCCCUCGAUCUGUCCAACCGAUGCGUCUGCGCGGUGUCACCGUUCAAUAAAGCACAAAACGAGCAGCGCCACGGCACGGGGAGGAAGAGACUGAAGCAAGCGAACACACACACACACCCGCGCACACGGUCGCGGUGGAAAUACACCCGUGGAAAGAGCCCGUGCGGCACGUGCCCGAAAGCGAGUGACCCCAGCGCAUCGGGGGCUUUGACACAGUGAACUAGAAAGCGGCUGUGGGUUUUUGGACGGUCCGCUUUGGUUUCCCAGCUGAAGAAACCACCGAGACUACCACCAACUUCCCCCUCCCCCGAUGUGAACCGCUCCGCCCAGCAGCAGGACAACGAAAUAAAGCGCAAUGGCCGAUCAAACGCCGUCACCGGAAAGUGAAGAGUUUCCCGGCAGGCUGCUGCACCAGGCGGCCCUGUGGGACAACGUGGAGCUGCUGGAGGACCUGCUGCAGGAGGAGGUGCACCUGAUCGACUGUCUCGAUUCGUGGGGCCGGGCGCCGAUCCAUGCGGCCGCCAUCACGGCCGACUCCCGCUGCCUGCCGAUGCUGAUCCACGCCGGGGCAAACAUCAACGCGACGGCCGGCUGCCGGUGUGACAAUAAGACUGCGCUCCACUUCAGUGCCGAGCAUGGGCACGUGAGCAACUGCAAGGUGCUGCUCGAUGCCGGUGCCUCCUUCGUCGCGAAAGAUCGCAACGGGCUGACGGCCCUGGACCUGGCAGAGCGGAGCGGGCACGAGGCGUGCGUACAGCUGCUGAAGGAUGCGGCCGAUACGCGCGAACAGAUACGCAGCCAGAAGCAUCGGGCCCUGCGGGAGGCGGUGACGGCGACGGACGAAGCCGCCGUCCAGCUGCUGCUGGAGAGCAUCGGUUCGGAUCGGGAAAUCAUCGUCAAUAUGGCACCGGGCGGUGCCAACACGCUCCUGUUCAUUGCGGCACAGGCUGGGUCGGAGCGCAUCGUCCAGCUGCUGCUGGAAGCCGGUGCGGAUGGGCGGGCGCACGCGGUCACCAAAUACUCGCCCCUGUACACGGCGGUCCACAACGGGCAUACGCAGGUGGCCGCCCUGCUGCUCGACCGGUUUCCCGAGCUGGUGCAGCAGGUAACGGUCGAACGGUGGCUCCCGUUCCAUGCCGCCUGCAUCAAUGGGCACUGCGCGGUGGUGGAGCUGCUCAUCAAGCACCCGUACGUGGAGGAGCUGCUCGGUGUGUACCGCAGUCCGAGCGGGGAGCUCGAGUGGCGGCUGCCGUUCGACCCGAACGCGCAGGAUGUGGCCGGCCAGACCGCACUGUACGUCGGCUGCCUGCUCGGCAAUCCGCAGCUCGUCGAAACGUUGCUGAAAUGGCGGGUGAAGUGUGUGCGGCAUACGCUGGCGUCGACCACCGACCACGAGCAGGCGGAAAUGGGCGGCAGUGGUGGUCGUGAUCACGGUGGUGGUGGCGGUGGUAGUAGUAGUAGCCACCCGCUCAGCCCCACCAGCCGGAAGAUAUCGUUCGGCAUACAGUCGAUCAUGUCGCGGCUCAGCCUGAGCGGCGGCCGCACCGAUCCGUCCGAGGAGGGGGAGGAGGGCCAGCAGGGCGAGAUGCGCUGCCCGCUCGAUCUGGACAUUCUUUGCGGGGCGGCCCGGGAGACGGCCCUGCUCGCCGCGGUUCGCGGCGGCUUCCUGGACGUGGUGACGAUACUGCUGGAGAACGGGGCCGACCCGAACGUGAUUGCGCGCGCCGUGGAAGACCAGAACGAUCCGAAAUCGUCGGACGAGAUCUACGGCUUUUCCAACGUGCCGCUGGCCGAGGCGACGCGCCAAAAGUCGCUGCCGAUGGUGGAGCUGCUGCUGAAGCACGGCGCACGGGACGACCAGUCGGUCGCGCUCGGCAUCGCCGUCCAGAACGGCGACGAGCCGAUCAUCUGCCGGCUGCUCGCGAUCAAGGCCCAUCCCGAUCCGGACUACAAGAUCAACAAGCGGGCGCUCGCCGGGCAGGAAGCGUCCGCGCCCGAGUACGGCACGGCGCCGCUCGCGUUCGUCGGCAAGCUGGGCGGCAGCUUCACGUACAGCUCGCUGUUCCCGAGCACCGCCACCAUGAUCAACUGGCACAGCAACAACUGCCGGCUGGGGCUGAUCCGCAUGGCGUGGGUCAGCGAGGCGGUGCUGCAGUGCAAUCGGAAGCUGCGGGCGCACCCGAAGUGCCACCAGCUGGCGCUGGCCGCCCUGACGCGCAUCGACAUCUCGCACAACACGCUCACGACGCUGCCGGCCGAGCUGUUUGCGCUCGGCAGCCUGCGCUACCUGAACGCGGCGCAGAACAAAAUCGAGCGGCUGCCGCUGCCCGACGAGGACGCUGGCGGGCAGGGCAAGCGGCGCGGCUCGGCCAAACCGGCCGACUACCAGUGCCCGGUGCUGGAGGAGCUGUACCUGCAGGACAACCGGCUCGAGUGCGUGCCGGCCGUCCUGUUCCGGCUGCCGAACCUCGCGAUCCUGGACGUGUCGAACAACAAGCUGCAGGAGCUGCCGUUCGAGAUGUGGAAGGCGCCGAAGCUGAAGGAGCUGAACGUGGCGUUCAACUUUCUCAAGGAUCUGCCGUCGCUGCCGCUGCCCGAGCUGCUGCUGAGCUGCGGGCAGGGCCAGGGCGGGGACGGUGGCCGGCCGGAGCUGCCCUCCCCUGUGACGAUCGCGGUGGAAGGUGGUGGUGGUGGUGGGGGUUGUGGUAGCAGUGCAGCGGCUGCCGCCAUGUUCCAGCCGUACACCGGCACGAGCGCCUCGUUCGACGAUGGUACGGAGGCGCUGGCGCGGAACCGCCACGUGACGAACCUGGAGCUGGUGCGGCACCACAUUUGGGCCCGCUCGCUCGAGGUGACCGAGCAGGAGCUGCGGCUGGCGGACGCCCGCCACGACAGUGCGCUGUCGCAGCUGAGCAGCCUGAAUUUGGCGAACAACCUGUUCACCAGCAUCCCGCUGGCGCUGCCCUGCCUGGCGGUCAACCUGACGCGCCUCAACAUGUCCUACAACAGCCUGCGGUCGAUGGGCCACGUCACCAGCUAUCCGGCGUCGCUGAAGCAGCUCGACCUGGGCCACAACGAGAUCAGCUGCUGGCCCAGCCUGCCCCGCAUUGCGGCGUCCGAUCCGCACCUGAUGUGCUACAACCCGCAGGAAGGCAAGAAGCAUCCCACGGAAAGUGGUGGUGGUGGUGGAGGAGGUGGAGCGGGCACUGGUGGUGGUAGUGGGGGCAAAUCGGGCAGCCGUGGCGGGUCGGGCGGCGGCGACACGACGCCCUCCUCGAACGCGUCCACCACGUCGUACGGCGGCACGGAGAUGACGACGGUGGUGAAAUCGUCCACCAGCUCGAACAGCAUCACCUCCCUGCGCACGGCCGUGCUGAAGAGUGUGUGCUGCCAUCGGCGCCACCUGCGGCUCGAGUCGCUGCGCACGCUCGUGCUCGCGGACAACUCGCUCACGCGCAUCCAGCUCUCCACCGACGACGUGACGACGCUGGGCGAGUCGGACGACGCGGAAUGGAGCCUGAUCGGGAUGGCCAAGUCGCGGCUCAUCUUUCCCAACCUCUCGAUGCUGGACAUCAGCAACAACUGCCUGAAGGAGAUACCGGCCUCGAUCCACGAGCUGACCAACCUGAGCGUGCUGAACCUGAGCGGCAACAUGGACAUUACCGAGCUGCCACCGCACAUGGGGCUGCUGUCGCGGCUCUGGAACCUGAACACGCGCGGCUGCUCGCUCCAGGAUCCGCUGCGCUCGAUGAUCGACAGCAAGAAGUACAAAACGAUGGACAUCGUCGGCUACCUGAAGUCGGUGUACGAGGACGCGCGGCCGUACGCGCGCAUGAAGCUGAUGGUGGUCGGCGUGCAGGGCAUCGGCAAGACCAGCCUGCUCGAGCAGCUGCGGGCGGAGGGCUCCGCCCGGGGGAAGAAGCCGGUCGACCACUGGGCGAAGCGGAUGGGCCACCGGCACAUCAACCAGAAGACGUCCCGCGGCAUCAACAUGUCGACGGUCGGCGUCGACAUCGGCGACUGGGUGUGCGAGAAGAAGGUGCGGGGCCAGUCGCACCACGGGCCGGUCGUGUUCCGCACGUGGGACUUUGGCGGGCAGCGGGAGUACUACGCGACGCACCAGUACUUCCUGUCCAAGCGCAGCCUGUACCUGGUGCUGUGGCGCAUCAUCGAUGGGCGGCGCGGCCUGGCCGAGGUGCUCCAGUGGCUCGGCAACAUACAGGCGCGCGCCCCGAACUCGCCCGUCAUCAUCGUCGGCACGCACUACGAUGCGGUCGGCGAGACGCUGCCGGCGAAGAAGGCGGAAGAGCUGCAGCAGAUCAUACGCGACCGGUUCAUCGCGGUGUCGGACGCGGAAAAGAUUGGGCUGCCGCGCGUGCUCGACUCGAUCGAGGUGAGCUGCCGGACCGGGCACAACAUCAAGCUGCUGGCGGGGCUGAUCUACGAUACGGCGUUCUCGCUGCGGCCGCCCGGCUGCAAGGAGCCGCUGCUGUACCAGCGCGUCCCGGCCAGCUACCUGGCGCUGGAGGACGUGGUCGCGAACAUUGCCGCCAGCCUGCGGCAGCACGGUGCCGAUCCGGUGCUGGACGCGGACCGGUACCGCCAGACGGUCACGCACGAGAUGCAGCUGCGCGGGCUGAAGGGUUUCCGGGACUGGUCGGAGCUGAACCAGGCGACCAUGUUCCUGCACGAUAACGGCGUGCUGCUGCACUACGAUGACGCGACGCUGCGCGAUCUGUACUUUCUCGACCCGCAGUGGCUGUGCGACAUGCUCGCGCACGUGGUGACGGUGCGCGAGAUCAACCCGUUCGCGCGCACCGGUGUGAUGAAGAUGGACGAUCUGCAGCACGUGUUCAAGAGCUCCUGCCUGGGCAGCAACAAUAAUCGAGGCUACAUCGUGAGCCUGUUGAACAAAUUUGAAGUUGCCCUGUCGUGGGACGCCCGCACACUGUUGAUCCCGUCCCUGCUGCCAACCGAGGAGGAUAGCAGCUCGGAUCGGAUGGUCACGGUAAAGAUUGCAACGCGUUCGAAAGGAUGGGUGAAUCGGGCCCGCCGCAACCCGCUGGCCUACACCGGCCACUCACUGCCCUCGUACGAUCAGGCGCCUUCGCAAACGCUGGCCAGUUCGGCCAGCCUGGACCACUCGCCGAUACCGACACCAACGCCGCUGGACAGCAGCCACCCCGCGACCGGCACCGGCUGCGACGUGCAGAUGGUGCCCCACCCGGACCGGUCCAUCUCCCGGCUGCUGCUCAUGUCCUACUUUCCGUCCGGCUUCUGGUCGCGGCUCAUAACGCGCGUGCUGGCCGACGACCAGGUGGUGGAAGCGGUCCGUGGCCUCUACCCCCUGCCCAAGGACCUGCUCGACCAGUGGCCCGCGCUGGAGGAGACGCCGGCCCUGGCCGCCCACUGGGCGGUAUGGCAGACCGGGCUCGCGCUACACUUCGGCCCGUCCACGGUGGUGUUUAAGAUGCGCGAAAUCUCCGUCACCUGCCCGACCUCCCCGUACCGGAACCCGAUGAACCGGUUCAAGCUGAAGCAGGACGGCGUCUGGUGCGACAUCGACCUGACGGCCAGCUCGAUCCUGGAGAUACACUUCCCGUGCAGCGCGCUGCGGGUGCAGGUGCCGGCGACGCCCGACGAAGCCCGGCAGCCGACGGCGCACGAGAUCGAACCGAACGUCCAGUGCCUGACGCAGCUGCUCGCGCUAACCGUCGACCAUAUCGAUCUGCUGCUGGAGGACUGGUACCCGACGCUUGGCACGCGGUUCGUGCACACGUCCGAGGGCCGGUUCCUGGUGACGCGGCUCGUCCCCUGCCCGCGGUGCCUGCGGGAGUGCGAGGAGCGGCACGCGCCGAACCUGCCGUCGCAGGUGAAGCCCUGCUCGGCGUUGAACCAGCGGUAUGCGGCGAACGGGGGCGGCGGCGUUCAUCGGCACCAUCGGUUAAGCAUCGGCGAGCGGCGCACGGCCGACGGGGGUGGAACGGGCAACGGUGAGACGAGCGGCGGCGGAGGAGGCUUGAACGAGCUGCCGGGCAUACUGCACGACUGCGCGGCGCUGGCCGGCCGGAAGUCGCAGGACUCGCUCGGCUGGUCCGACUGCGACUCGGGCGUCGGCCAGGAGACGGCCGACAGCUCGAGCGAAACGUCGAUCGAGUGCUACACGCUGGCGGCCCUGGCCGGGGACGGUUCGCCCAGCUACAGCUGGAUGGUGGAGGAGUGCAUACUGGCGGCGUACGAUCGGAAGACGGUCGCCUGCCCGGUGCACGGCGAGAUCGAGCUGAGCCGCAUCACGCCCGACGUGAACUUUAUGGACCUGCCCGACCACUAUCUGAUCCGGUCGAGCGACAUCAACCGCGGUCCGCUGCUCGGGCGCGGUGCGUUCGGGUUCGUGUUCAAGGCGACGUGCAAAGUGACCCGGCUGGCCGGCAACAGCAGCAGCACCACCGCCACUACCACCACCCUUGCCGGUCGGCUAUCGUCGCUCCUGUCGUCGCCGAGUGCUGGCCCACCGAGCGGCGGGGGCAGCACUGGCCCCGGGCCAACGAUCAAUGUGGCGAUGAAGAUGCUGCAGCCGGUUGCGCCCGGACCGCGGGCACGCCAGAGCGCCAUCAUCGCGUACAAGGCGGCGCUCGGCAAGUGGGAGCGCGAUCCGCUCCAGCACGCCUGCAAAGCGUACUGCACCGCCCGGCAGGAGCUGGCGGUGCUGCUCACCCUGCGCCACCCGCACAUCGUGCCGCUGGUCGGGGUCUGCACCCAGCCGCUCGCGCUCGUGCUCGAUCUCGCGCCGAAGGGUGCGCUCGACGCGGUGCUGCGCCACUUCCGGCGCAGCGGCGCCCGCAUCGGCCCGUACUGCUUCCAGGCGCUGGUGCUGCAGGCCGCCAAAGCGAUGGAGUACCUGCACCGGCGGCGCGUCAUCUACCGCGACCUGAAGGCGGAAAACAUUCUCGUGUGGGAGUUCCCGGAACCGCACGCUCACGAUCAUCCGUCGAAUGCGGUGCACAUCAAGGUGGCAGACUACGGCAUCAGUCGCAUCACGCUGCCGUCCGGCUCGAAGGGGUUCGGCGGGACCGAGGGCUUCAUGGCGCCGGAAAUCAUGCGCCACAACGGCGAGGAGGAGUACACGGAGAAGGUGGACUGCUUCUCGUUCGGCAUGUUCCUGUACGAGCUGAUCUCGCUGCGGCAACCGUUCGAGGGGCACGAGGCGGUGAAGGAGUGCAUCCUCGAGGGCGGCCGGCCAGUGCUGACGCACCGCGAGACGCACUUCCCGUCCUACUGUCUCGACCUGAUGGUGCUGUGCUGGGACCAGCAGCCGAAGGUGCGGCCCUCCGCCAGCCAGAUCGUGUCGAUCGCGACGGCGCCCGAGUUUACCCACCUGCUGGACGUGAUCUCGCUGUCGCACGGGGGCAGCGUGAUGGACGGCAUCGCCUGCAUGAUCGCGAGCGCGGACGGCGAGGAGAGCGCGGGCGUCGUGUCCGGGUACGAGCUGUGGCUGCCCUGCUCCAACUCGCGCAUCGACAUCCUGGGCGGGUCGGCGAAGGGCUGGCAGCAGUACCAUCGCAUCCUGUGCCCGCAGGUCAAGGGCGGCGUUGGUGGUGGUGGUGGUGCCGGCACGACCGGCACGAGCAGCGGCGGACAGGCGGGCGGUACGCCCGGCAGCGGGCCAGCGCAGGCGUCCGGUUCGCAACCGACCACGCCACACCUGCUGAAGACGAUCAAGCUGACGACGGCCUGCGCGGUCGAGUCGGCCGUCUGGAUCGGCGACGCCGAGGGCAACAUCUACGCGUUCAACGCGGCCGACUGCGUGCACCUGUUCUCGUACGCGCUGGAACCGUCCGCCCCGUCGCCGGUGGUGGCGCUCGUCUACCUGAAGAAGUUCCAUCGCGUGGCGGCCGGGCUGGAGAAUGGGCGCCUGUUCCUGCUCGACUCGCAGCUCAUCCCGAGCACGUACGUGUCGGCCGAGGGUAGCUUCGUGCUGUCCGAGCUGGGGUCGGGCGAGCGGCUCUGCUCCGUCACCGCCCUGUGGCACUCCGAGGACGAGUGCGAGCUGUGGUGCGGCGAGCGGGACGACGCGAUCAGCGUGUUUUCGCUGCGCAACUCGCACGUGUCGGGGCAGCACCAUCUGACCCACUUCCCGGCGCCGCUGCCCGUCCGGGGUCUCAGCGUGGCGCUGCUGUACGCGUCCGGCGACGACUACGUCUACUCCUACCUGUCGCCGAGCUACAUCCUCUACCAGUGGCGCUCGUCGACCAAGCAGGUGGAGAACAAGCUCGACUGCUCGAAGCUGGUACCGUGCUCGGAAAGCCUCAAGAGCAUCGCGAUCGACGAGCGGCUCAGCCCGGGCAAGUGCCAGAUCAGUGCGCUGGCCGUGCUCGGCAACGAGCUGUACGUCGGCACGACCUGGGGCUGCAUCAUCGUGGUCGAGCGGGGCAGCCUCCGGCCGACCACCGUCUUCCGGCCGUACGAGGAGGACGUGCGGUGCAUCGUGCCGGUCGUGCCGGUGACGGCCGGGGACGAGUCGGGCGGUGCCUGCACCACGCCGCUGAUCGUGACGAUCGGGCGCGGCUACCGGUCGCUGAUCGAGCGCUACACGGACGUGACGGUCGGGCCGAGCACGGCCAGUGCCGGGCGGCACGGCCUGGCCGCCACCACACCGACCGCCCAGGACAAGCGGCUGAAGGAGGCGCUGCUGCGGGACCGCUCCAACCACAUGCACGCGCUCAUCUGGUCGGCGGAACACUGGGCACCGAUCUAAGGCGCGGUCCGGGCGUGCAUUAUAUGUGUCUGUGAUUUAAUUUCGGUUUUAAAUGAAACUUUUCGCACUGCUGCUUUUGGAGGGACAACAGCAACAACAAAAAAAGACAAACAAACAGAAAAGAACUAUUUAGUUAAGGCGGCAGCACGAUUUGGGCGAUUCAAUUAGCUUCGUAAACAACCCUCCCUCCUUUCUCCUUCGCUUUACCGUCGAGCCGGGUAUCGAAAACCCCCCCGUUAACCUUUUAUUGUAAUACUUGCGGGCCCGACCACCCUCCCCUCGAUCUUCCCGGAGAGAGAUGUUGGUCAGUCGGUGACGGGUCUUGAGGCGGGUGGCGACGAACCUGAGUUAUGGAUAUUAUUGCAAAUAACUAGCUUAUUUAAAUUUAACAUUACGAGACGCGUGAGAGAGCUAGGGAGAGACACAGAGCGCGGAAGUGUAUAGGUAAAAUAAAAAAUAUAUAUAUUUUAACACGGUCAA